AUGGCGUUGAAUUUUUUAACACCUGCUGAAAUCAAGACCAUUUCUUUCUUGGAUUCUUCGAAGUCAAAUUACAACCUUAAUCAUCUCAAGCUCCAAGGUGGAUUUUCUUAUAAGCCAAAACACUGUGGAGCAACAGUUGGGAAAAAAAUUCAAUGUUCUUCACAGCCCCCUCCUCCGGCAUGGCCAGGGCGGGCUGUCGCAGAACCUGGCCGGAAGACUUGGGAUGGUCCUAAGCCUAUUUCGAUAGUUGGAUCAACAGGCUCCAUUGGUACUCAGACUUUGGACAUAGUUGCCGAGAAUCCAGAUAAAUUUAGAGUUGUUGCACUUGCAGCUGGUUCAAAUGUGACGCUUCUUGCUGAUCAGGUGAAGACAUUCAAACCUCAAUUGGUAGCUGUAAGAAAUGAGACAUUAGUUGAUGAGCUGAAAGAGGCUCUAGCUGAUGUUGAACACAAACCUGAAAUUAUUCCUGGAGAACAGGGUGUAAUUGAGGUAGCUCGUCAUCCUGAUGCCGUUACAGUUGUUACGGGAAUUGUAGGUUGUGCAGGUCUUAAGCCUACAGUGGCUGCAAUAGAAGCUGGAAUAGACAUUGCCUUGGCUAAUAAAGAAACGCUAAUUGCUGGUGGUCCUUUCGUUCUUCCUCUUGCCCACAAACACAAAGUGAAAAUUCUUCCUGCUGAUUCUGAACAUUCCGCCAUAUUCCAGUGUAUACAAGGUUUGCCCGAGGGUGCUCUUCGGCGAAUCAUUCUAACAGCAUCUGGGGGUGCUUUCAGGGAUUGGCCUGUUGAAAAGUUAAAAGAAGUUAAAGUAGCUGAUGCUUUAAAGCAUCCAAAUUGGAACAUGGGAAAGAAAAUUACUGUGGAUUCUGCCACCCUAUUCAAUAAGGGUCUGGAAGUUAUUGAAGCUCAUUAUCUUUAUGGGGCUGAUUAUGAUAAUAUUGAAAUUGUAAUUCACCCCCAAUCCAUCAUACAUUCAAUGGUUGAGACACAGGAUUCAUCUGUAUUGGCACAAUUAGGAUGGCCUGAUAUGCGCUUGCCCAUUCUUUACACUAUGUCCUGGCCAGAAAGAAUUUACUGUUCUGAGAUAACUUGGCCACGCCUUGAUCUUUGCAAGCUAGGGUCUUUGACAUUUAAAGCCCCGGACAAUGUCAAGUACCCAUCAAUGGACUUGGCAUAUGCUGCUGGUCGAGCAGGAGGAACCAUGACUGGGGUUCUUAGUGCAGCAAAUGAGAAAGCUGUUGAAAUGUUCAUUAAUGAGAAAAUCGGCUAUCUAGACAUAUUCAAGGUUGUGGAGCUCACAUGCGAGAAGCAUCAAGCAGAGCUGGUGUCCUCACCAUCUCUCGAGGAAAUUAUACAUUAUGAUUUGUGGGCACGAGACUAUGCUGCCAGUUUGCAGCCUUCUUCCGGCUUGAGUACCCCUGCUCUUGUAUAA
Messenger RNA from Oldenlandia corymbosa var. corymbosa, 1428 nucleotides. The record is from the annotation of a GenBank genome assembly. NCBI's taxonomy places the organism in Eukaryota, Viridiplantae, Streptophyta, Magnoliopsida, Gentianales, Rubiaceae.